CUAAACAGAACCUUGAAGAAGAAUGGGGGCUCAGUGACGGUGCUGGUGAUAGACCCUGACAGUGAGUCUUGUAAUGUCCGGAGGAAGAUGCCCACCCUGCCUGUGGCGGCAGAGUGCUGCGGCCUGCCCUACACCACCAAAACCUUGCAUCUGGUUAAAGACCAAAACGGAUACGGCUUCCUGCUGAGACAAGAAAAGCUGGGGGGAGCGCGACGGAUAGUUCACGUGCUGAGGGAGAUUGAUGUGGGGAGUCCAGCUGAGGGGGAAGGGAUGGAGGAUGGAGACCUCCUGCUGGCUGUCAAUGGGAAACCUAUCGAGUCUAUGGAGCAUGAGGACAUCGUCAAAGAGGUUAGACAGAGCGGGGAGGCAGUCAUCCUCACCACGAUAUCUAUACCAGGAAGAGACUUCUACAGAGAGAUAGGAAUUUCUCCGUUAUUGUUCUAUGACGAAUGUUCAGUCAAGGAUAACAGGCAGCGGGCUGCCUCACACUGCACGAAGAACCAAAGUGAAACCCCGCUGAAACAUGGAGAUGGAAGUCCAACAUAUCCAACAGAGUGUAUCCCGGAUCAGUCAGGAACUUUACCCACACAGAAUCAUGCAACCCGGUAUCACGGCAAGACGUGA
Molecule: messenger RNA, 624 nt
Organism: Notothenia coriiceps (black rockcod)
Lineage: Eukaryota; Metazoa; Chordata; Actinopteri; Perciformes; Nototheniidae
Product: Na(+)/H(+) exchange regulatory cofactor NHE-RF3-like
Exons: 5
Coding region: 88-624 (178 amino acids)
Biological process (GO): protein localization to plasma membrane
Cellular component (GO): apical plasma membrane
Molecular function (GO): protein-membrane adaptor activity; signaling receptor binding
Source: RefSeq, a predicted model, not a curated record